This is a messenger RNA of Penicillium roqueforti, 801 nucleotides long. RefSeq lists its product as uncharacterized. Bases 1 to 801 code for a protein of 266 amino acids. The transcript is spliced from 4 exons. The record is from RefSeq and is a predicted model, not a curated record. Lineage: Eukaryota; Fungi; Ascomycota; Eurotiomycetes; Eurotiales; Aspergillaceae.
AUGGCGUCUAUAACGACACAAGAGGUACUUCGGUAUCCUAAACUUUCAGUCGAAGUCCUCUCAUUCCCGGAUGUUGAGCGCAUCUUCCACCUCACCAGGGCAGAUAACACGGACUGGGCACAGCUUCGGGCUCCAUUUGAGCUUGCAGACCACUGCAAAAUCGUCCUGAAAAUGAUCGACGCUGCCAUUUCUAGAUCAGAUGGAAGACCUGAGAUGGCUGUGAAAAUUCGCCUAGGUAUUCUACUUGAUGCUGUCCAUGCUACGCCCCCGGACCCAGAGUCUCCUAAUUCAACCCCAAUCCCCAUCUCAUCCAAGUGCCCAUUUCUAUUCGGCCCAAUUGUCUACAAUGAAGUAGUGCAUUGCCUCCAAGGGACCCCUGAUUGGUUUCUUUGGUAUGGCCCGGACGCGAAGAAAGGGAAAGAAAGCGUGGCCAUCAACAUGGUCAUCCUCGAAACAGAGCAUGGCCAAUCUGCUGACGGCGUGCGCCAGACUCUUGCGUAUAUGAGCAUGAUUCAUACGCAACGUCGGGCUGAGGGUAAGCUUGACUCUUCAGUUUUCGGUCUUUCUACCGACAACAGCCAAUUUCAUUUUCUUCAACUCAAUGGAGAAAGCGAAUGGUCCCGACUGGACUUGAACUAUCAAAAUCAUCUCCAGGAGAUCGUCGGAAAACUUGCCUACUUUCAUAGGCACGCCUCGAUCCUGUCCGCUUCUGAUCGUAGUGACGAUCCCAAAAAAGCGGAUUCCGUAUUCCACGUGGAAGACAGCGGAAGGUCUGCGGUACUGGUUGCUAUUUCAAGCUGA